Molecule: messenger RNA, 1290 nt
Organism: Penicillium argentinense
Lineage: Eukaryota; Fungi; Ascomycota; Eurotiomycetes; Eurotiales; Aspergillaceae
Exons: 1
Coding region: 1-1290 (429 amino acids)
Source: RefSeq, a predicted model, not a curated record
AUGCGCCAGCGCUUCACCUUCGGUCGCAACCGGGCAUCCACCCUCAAUUCGUCCACGACCUCCAUCAGCAACUCCGGGAGCCGCCCCCGAUCCGCCACCACGCCGGUCUCGUUGAAGGCCAAGCCAACGUGGGACAUGGAUAGCCGGUGCUACAACUUCACUGACGAGCCGGGUUAUUUCCGCCCGGUUUCGCCAUUGCUCGAACGUCAGGAAGUCGAGGAAGACCUGGAGGAUGAGCUCGUUCAUGCCUGCUCGCUGCUCGUCCAAAGUAUCGACCGCGGCCUACCCAUCUGGCCCUCCUUCCUCCCCGACUCGCAGUCACGACAAGCCGGCGGCACUGCGCCUUCCCCUCAAGCAUACACCAAUCCCCAGGGCCGCCAUCCCUCUCCCGCCAGGGUCCUUGACACUGGCAUCCCCGUCCAAAAGGGUAACCCCGACUCCGGUGUAGCAUUUAGCAACCCGUCCCCGAGAUUCUAUGGCCGCACCGGCUCCAAUAGCCUGUCGACUGCCAAUUCCUGUGCUGGAAAUGGACGAUUCUACGGAAAGCGCCUGUCGACUUCACUACCGGAAGAUGAGGAGGUCCGCGGCCGCUCGCGUGGUCGUAGCUCUGCCACGGACUCGACCUCGCCCUGUUCGCGCUCGCCUCGUUCGCGUUCAACCUCGUGCUCUCGCUCGAGAUCGCCGAGUCUGGUCCUCUUCCCGUACAGUCCACCCCAGGCGGAUGCCCCGUGGACACAUGAAGAUGCCUACGAGAUGAGCACGAAGCCUACAAUUCAACCCUUCACAGAACGAGAUUCCCCCCUCGGGCCAGAAGGCAUGACCUGGCUACGAGCCAGCCUCGAUAUCCAGCCCCGAGUCGACCACGACACUCCCAUCAACCCUUCCACGAACAAAAAGGCCAACCAACCCGCCCCGGCUGCACCCCGCCGCUUUUACAGCAUGCGCCAGCCCUCCAAGAAGAAGCUCAACACCCCCGAUUGGACUGCCUACGAGGUGACCAGCAGCCGCAACUCGAGUAUCCGCGGCAGCUUUUCGGUGCACAGCUUCUCUUCCUUUGACGAGGACGAAGGCGAAAAGUCCUACCACAACUUCUACCAGCUCUGCGCGGAUCCGGCCCGGGAGACAACUUCGAAUGCCGUGCCCCGCACCCACGAUCUCUACACCCCGCCGCGGCAUAAGCGCAAACGUGCCUCGCAUCUACUGAAGAAAUUGACCGGGCUGGGGAUGCGGAGAAGGGAACCUUCCAUGGAAGGGAGGAGAGUUCAUACCGCUGUUGCGGCUCUUGCAUGA